Messenger RNA from Jatropha curcas, 4636 nucleotides. RefSeq names its product enhancer of mRNA-decapping protein 4. NCBI's taxonomy places the organism in Eukaryota, Viridiplantae, Streptophyta, Magnoliopsida, Malpighiales, Euphorbiaceae. Gene Ontology annotation, biological process: deadenylation-independent decapping of nuclear-transcribed mRNA. The record is from RefSeq and is a predicted model, not a curated record. Gene Ontology annotation, molecular function: protein binding. Gene Ontology annotation, cellular component: P-body.
ACUCUCUCAACUUUCACUCGCCUUCCACUUUCGGUCGAGACGAGACAGAGACAGGGACAGAAACAGAAACGGAGACGAGAAAGAAAGCCGCAGAGAGAGAGAGAGAGAGAGAGAGAGAGAGAGAAAGGGAGUGGAGAUUCAAUUUAAGGAGAAUCUGAAAUCCAUCCAAUCUCCAUUUCUGAUCUGAAAUGAAUCAAAAUCAGCGGAUCCAUUGAAUUAUUUUGCUUGCAGUUAUUUUUUAAUGGCUUCACCUGGUAAUCCUCCAAAUCAAGGAGGUGGAGGCGGAGGUGGUGCUUUUGAUGUGAAUAAGCUGUUCAAGCCAUCUUCGAGCCCUAUGAACAUGAAUUUGAAUAAUAUGAAUAUGAUGCAACCAUCACCACAGCAACAGCAGCAGCCUCCUCUCAGUCCUAGCCACUCAAACCCAGCUACUGGCAAUCUCACAACUUCUCCUUCCUUUCCUCUUCCUUCUUCACUCCCUUCCUCUUCUCCUCCUUAUUUGACUCCGUCUUCCUCUUAUCCUCCUCCCACCGGGCCUUACCACCCUUAUAAUCCUCACUAUCUCUCUCCUUAUCCACCUCCACCUCCUCCACAACUUCAACAGCAUCACAAUCAGUUCCUCACUAACAUGCACCACCAGAAUAGACCUCAGCCCAUUUCUUCUUUUCCUUCUCCUUCUGCUGCUGCCUCUGCUUCUUCCACUCCUCCAUCGCCUCCUCCAUUCUCGCCUAAUAACCCUAACCCCGGUGGUGUAUUGAUGGACAUCCUCAACAAUCAGAAUCAGCAGCAGCAACAACCUCCUCCCUCUAAUCUGACUAUGCCAUUCUCUUCGCCAUCUUCUUCAUCAGCUGUAUCCAGCUUCAAUGCUCCUGCCCCUUCUGCUCCGCCUGUCAGUUUGGCAUCUCCAACUCAUCAGCUGCAGCAGCCCAGCCCAACUCCUAUGAGAAUGCUCAGCAGCAAGCUCCCCAAAGGGCGCCAUUUAAUUGGCAACCAUGUUGUGUAUGAUAUUGAUGUCAGAUUGCAAGGAGAGGUGCAGCCACAACUUGAAGUCACUCCCAUUACCAAGUAUGUCUCUGAUCCUGGCCUUGUACUUGGUCGUCAGAUUGCAGUCAAUAGAAAUUACAUUUGCUAUGGACUCAAGCCUGGAGCUAUCCGCAUUCUCAAUAUCAAUACUGCCUUGAGAUCUUUGCUUCGUGGUCAUAAUCAGAAAGUAACAGAUAUGGUGUUCUUUGCUGAGGAUGUCCACCUUCUGGCCAGUGCAUGCAUUGAUGGGCGGGUAUUCAUACGGAAGAUCAGUGAGGGGCCAGAUGAGGAAGAGAAACCUCAAAUUUUUGAAAGAAUUGUUCUUGCCCUUCAGAUAAUAGUAGAGGGAGGGCCGGUGCAUCCACGAGUGUGUUGGCAUCCUCACAAACAAGAAAUUUUGAUGGUUGCAAUUGGAAAUCAUAUCCUAAAAAUUGAUACUCUUAAAGUUGGAAAAGGUGAAGGGCUUUCAGCAGAGAAACCUCUUAAUUGUCCCAUUGAAAAGUUAACUGAUGGGGUCCAGCUUGCUGGUAAGCAUGAUGGUGAAAUUACUGAGUUGUCAAUGUGUCAAUGGAUGACCACCCGUUUAGCUUCAGCUUCGGCAGAUGGCACGGUUAAAAUUUGGGAAGAUCGUAAGGCAGUGCCACUAGCAAUAUUGAGACCACAUGAUGGUAACCCUGUAAAUUCUGUGGCAUUCUUGACUGCCCCUCACCGCCCUGAUCAUAUUGUCCUUAUCACUGGGGGCCCACUAAACCAGGAAGUGAAGAUUUGGGCCUCUGCAGGUGAGGAGGGUUGGCUUUUGCCCAGUGAUGCUGAGUCAUGGCAGUGUAGUCAGACAUUGACCUUAAAGAGUUCUGCUGAAUCUAGUGCUGAUGGUGCAUUUUUUAAUCAAGUUGUAGCACUUCCCCGUGCUGGCUUAUUUUUGUUGGCAAAUGCCAAGAAGAAUGCUAUUUAUGCAAUACAUAUUGAAUAUGGAUCUUGUCCAGCUGCAACCCGCAUGGAUUACAUAGCUGAGUUUACUGUAACAAUGCCUAUUUUGAGUCUUACUGGAACUAGUGAUGUUUUGCCAAAUGGAGAACAUAUUGUUCAGGUUUAUUGUGUCCAAACACAAGCUAUUCAGCAGUAUGCAUUGGAUUUGUCACAGUGCUUGCCACCACCACUGGAGAACAUGGAGUUGGAGAAAACAGAAUCCAAUGUUUCUCGUGCUUUUGAUGCUGCUAAUUCUGAUGGUUCCAAUAUCAUGGAAUCAUCUCAUGGAAGCAAAGCAACAAAGGUUUCCAUAGGUAAAGGGACUUCCACACCACCUAUGGUGUCGAGUGUUUCUGAAAGUGCUCCCAAAGCAAGCCAACCUGAAAGCUUGGUUUCUUCUGAGAUCACUAGCUUACCAGAUAUUGCUGCUUCAGGUGUAGAGUCUAAGGCUAGUGCUUUGCCUUCUCAUAACAGUAUCGAAAAUCUCAAUACCAUGUCUCCUCCACUUCCUUUGAGUCCACAGUUAUCUCAAACGUUGUCGGGUUUCCAAGGUCCAUCAAAUAACGCUGAAUCGAGCAUGCAACUCAAUGAUCAUGUAGUUGACCAGCCUGUUCUGGAUUAUUUGGUUGAGCAUAGAAUGGAAACAGCAAAGGACAACUUAGCUGAUAGCCCCUCCUCAGGUGACAAUCUGGGGAAGGGUGAGAAAAACAUUGCACAAACUGACAUCUCCGUAGUUCCUGAACCUCCUGUAAUUUUUAAACACCCAACCCAUCUUAUAACCCCAUCAGAGAUACUAUCAAGGGCUACCUCAUCUUCUGAGAAUUUUCAAAUUAGUCAGGGCCUGAAUAUAGGAGAGGCAAAGGUGCAGGAUGUGGUUGUCAACAAUGAUGCGGAAAGUGUUGAGUUAGAGGUUAAAGUUGUUGGCGAGACAGGAACCCCUCAGAAUAACGCCUUCGACUUGCCUAGAGAAUUCCAUGUCACUGUGCCAGAGAAGAAGGAAAAAUCUUUUUACUCUCAGGCUUCAGAUCUAAGUCUUCAGAUGGCCAGAGAUUGUUGCGUGGAAGCUUAUAGUUUUGCUGGGAUUCGGCAGUCUGGUGAAGUUGGUGUUGCUGAGGUACCAGAAAGACCUAGUAAUAAUGGUGAGGAUGAAGAGCAAGAUGUGAGAAAAGACAUACCAGGUAAGAUUCGUGAACUGGAAACCCCCAUGGUAGUUCCACAGUCCGCAGCCCCAUCUGCAAAAGCAAAAAAGCAGAGGGGAAAAAGCUCUCAAUUAUUGGGUCUGUCUUCCCCUUCCCCAAGUCCUUUCAACUCUACGGAUUCAUCCAAUGAACCAGGUUGCAGUUCAGGUGCCCAAUCAAGUGAUGCUGCUCUAUCUCAAUUGUCAGCAAUGCAGGAUAUGCUUGAUCAGUUACUGAGUACACAGAAAGACAUGCAAAAGCAGAUGAAUAUGAUGAUUUCUGUUCCAAUUUCCAAAGAAGGUAAAAGGCUAGAGGCAUCCUUGGGGCGGAGUAUUGAGAAAGUUGUUAAGGCUAAUACAGAUGCUCUAUGGGCUCGUUUUCAAGAAGAAAACACAAAGCAUGAAAAGUUAGAACGGGAACGUAUGCAGCUGUUGACAAAUUUGAUUACAAAUUGUGUAAAUAAGGAUUUGCCAAGCACUUUAGAGAAAACUUUGAAGAAGGAGAUAGCUGCAGUUGGACCUGCUGUAGCUCGUGCAAUUACUCCCACCCUGGAGAAAAGCAUAUCAUCAGCUAUUACAGAGUCAUUCCAGAAAGGGGUGGGGGAGAAGGCAGUGAAUCAACUAGAGAAAUCAGUCAGCUCGAAACUUGAAGGUGCAGUAGCCAGGCAAAUCCAAUCACAAUUUCAAACUUCUGGAAAGCAAGUUCUUCAGGAUGCACUAAGAUCUAGUUUGGAAGCUGCAAUUAUUCCUGCAUUUGAGAUGUCAUGCAAAUCUAUGUUUGAUCAAAUUGAUGCCACAUUUCAGAAAGGACUUAUUAAUCAUAUAACUGCCACUCAACAGCAAUUUGACUCAACACAUUCUCACCUGGCCAUUGCUCUUAGGGAUGCUAUCAAUUCAGCAUCGUCAAUCACUCAGACUCUAAGUGGAGAAUUAGCUGAGGGCCAACGCAAGCUAUUAGCUAUUGCGGCUGCAGGUGCAAACUCAAAAGUUGGAAAUCCGUCUUUGAGUAAUGGACCAUUAGCUGGUUCACAUGAGAUGGCUGAAGCACCUUUCGAUCCAACAAAAGAAUUGUCCAGAUUGAUAACUGAACGUAAAUUUGAGGAAGCAUUCACAGUAGCGCUUCAGAGAAGUGAUGUGUCAAUAGUUUCCUGGUUAUGUUCUCAGGUUGAUCUACAGGGGAUUUUGUCCAUGGUACCACUACCCUUAAGCCAAGGAGUACUACUGGCUCUUCUACAGCAAUUGGCUUGCGAUAUCAGCAAUGAUACUUCUAAAAAGCUGGCAUGGAUGACAGAUGUGGCUGUUGCUAUAAACCCUGCAGAUCCUGUGAUCGCAGUGCACGUGAGACCAAUAUUUGAUCAGGUCUAUCAGAUAUUGAGCCAUCAAAGGAACCUGCCUAUUACAUCUGCUUCAGAAUCUGCCAGUAUACGUCUUCUUAUGCAUGUUAUAAAUUCUGUGCUAAUGAGCUGUAAAUGA